CUAGUUAAGAAGAAUACUAAAUAUCUUGUUGCAAAACAAUCAAUCCCUUUCCCUCACCACCGGACUUGCAUCUUUCUCGUUUUCUUUUCAAAUCCAUCCUUCAUGCUCGCCCACACUCCACGAUCAUCUCCCUCCACCGUUUUCAAUCAUAUAUAUAACCGAUCCCCUCCAAAAAUUAUUAUUAUUAUUAUUAUCAUCUCUCAUCAAGUACACCACCACACAACCAUCUCUGAUAAUCUGAACAUGAACAUGGACAACAACUCAGCCCCCCCUGAACAAGCUGUUGCUGCUGCUGCAGCUCCUCAGAAACCAUCAAUGAACCCCCCCAUUCCCACCUUUUUCAAGUACUCUAAAAGGGUACUCUUGAGAGACGUAAUAAAUAACGGACCCGAUUUCGUUGGCCAGAGAGUAGUGGUCGGAGGCUGGGUUAAGUCCUCCAGAGAAAUCAAAACAGAGGCACCAUCAACAACAACAACAACAAACCCAUCGAACCAGAUGAUAGUGCAUCAGCAGCCGAACAAGGACUUUGAUUGUGUUGAAAUCUUACAAACCAAAUUGCCCUUCUUUCGAUCAUUCUUGAAGGUGUUCGGCAUGGCCCAUAAUUACCCAGUUCGGAACAAACUAGAGUCUCACAAUAAUAUUCCCAAGCUGCCGCAGCAGCCCUCACUUGCAAUGUUGCAAAUCAGCGACGGCUCCUCUGUUGCAAGUCUUCAGGUUUUGGUAGAAUCAUCUGUAUCACCUACAAGCCAAGUCAUGGCCACUGGAACUUGUAUUCUGGUGGAUGGAUUAUUACAGCAAGCUUCUUCUACGAAAAAGGAUGGCGCCGGAAAACAUGCUAUUGAGCUCAAAGUGAUUAGAGUCCUACACAUUGGGACGGUUGAUCAAGAUACGUAUCCCUUGUCCAAGAAGAAAUUGCCACUUCACCUGUUAAGGGAUUCUGCACAUUUCCGACCUAGAACAACAACGGUGGGAUCAGUUGCGAGAAUACGUAGUGCUCUGAAUGAAGGAACCCACAACUUCUUCCAGACGAAUGGUUUCCUCUUCGUCCAAGUACCAAUAAUCACAGCCACGGAUUGUGAAGGAUCCAGCAGCCAGAAGUUCCAAGUAGUUACGAGGUCUGCUGAUGUUAAUGGUGAUGUUGAGGAGGAGGAGGAGGAGGAGGGGAAUUACAGAACAACUGCCCGCGGGGAUGAUAGGUUUAUAAUAAGCUUAGAAAGUAUCAAGGCUUCCAUCGAGGAGAAGAGUAAGCAACUUGAUGAGCUUAAGAGAAGCGACAGCAACAGAGAAGCAGUGGUUGCUGCGACAAAGGAUCUCCAUAAGACGAAUGAGAUAGCAGCAGAAUUGGAAUUGGAAUUGAAUAGAACAAAAAAGAUAAAGAUGCAGAAGCAGAAGCAGAAGCAGAAGCAGCAGUACUUAUCAUCAUGUGAGGAGAAUUUCUUUGGUCGGCAAGCGUAUCUGACGGUGUCGGGGCGUCUCCAUCUCCAGAGUUAUGCAUGUGCCCUUGGAAAUGUAUACUCGUGUGGGCCUCGGUUUAGGGGUGGGCCGGAGGAGGAGGAUAAUAAAGGUAAAUUAAGGAGGGGGAGGGGGGGUUUGUCAGAAAGUUGGAUGAGUGAAGUUGAAAUAGCAUUCUCGGAAUUGGAGGAUGCUAUUAAGUGUGCGGAGGAUUUAGUGAAGCAUGUGAGCAAAUGGGCAGUUGAAAAUUGUAUGGAGGAUCUGAAGUUUCUUGGAAAACGAGUGGAUGCGAGGAUUGUGGAUCGGCUAAAGUCGAAUAUAAUAAGCCCGUUGAAGAGGAUGACGUACACAGAAGCAGUGGAGGUCUUAAAAGAAGAGAAGAAAGAUCAGCAGGAAUCAUCAUCAUCAUCAUCAUGUAAAGUUGAGUGGGGAAGGGCGUUGACAGAGGAAGAUGAAAGUUGUCUGGCCGAGGAGAUAUACAAACAGGGGGUGGUUAUAUACAACCAUCCCAAACAAGUAAAACCGUUCUACAUGCGGCUAAAUGAGGACGGAAAAACGGUGGCCUCAUUUGAUAUAAUUAUGCCAAAGGGUGGACGGGUAAUAAGCGGUGGGGAAAACGAGGAACGGAAUGGAGUUGUGAAGGAGAGGAUAAAGGAAUUGGGCCGGCGGCCGGGGAUGUCGUCGUCGGAGUACGAAUGGUACUUGGAUCUGACAAGACAUGGUUGUGUCAAGAGCUCGGGAUUCAGUAUGCACUUUGAUCUUCUCUCUAUCCAUGCCACCGGCCUCAUUGAUCUUCGAGAUGCCAUCCCUUUCUCCAGAACCCCACUCCAACCUCUUAACAAUUAA
Impatiens glandulifera is the source of this 2298-nucleotide messenger RNA. Its product is annotated as asparagine--tRNA ligase-like. NCBI's taxonomy places the organism in Eukaryota, Viridiplantae, Streptophyta, Magnoliopsida, Ericales, Balsaminaceae. The coding region runs from base 103 to 2298 and encodes 731 amino acids. The record is from RefSeq and is a predicted model, not a curated record. The transcript is spliced from 3 exons. Gene Ontology annotation, cellular component: mitochondrion. Gene Ontology annotation, biological process: asparaginyl-tRNA aminoacylation. Gene Ontology annotation, molecular function: asparagine-tRNA ligase activity; ATP binding.